This is a messenger RNA of Camponotus floridanus (Florida carpenter ant), 2053 nucleotides long. RefSeq names its product nuclear pore complex protein Nup50 (gene Nup50). Gene Ontology annotation, biological process: protein import into nucleus. Lineage: Eukaryota; Metazoa; Arthropoda; Insecta; Hymenoptera; Formicidae. Bases 188 to 1789 code for a protein of 533 amino acids. Gene Ontology annotation, cellular component: nuclear pore. The record is from RefSeq and is a predicted model, not a curated record. The transcript is spliced from 5 exons.
UUUCUCCAAUUUUAGGUAAGUGCAAUAAAAAUCAAUAUCGCCAUUUUCCGUAAUCGCAAAGUUAUGUAGUGACCCGUACGUAUCGUUUGCGAUCUUCGUACGAUUGCUGAGGCAAUAAAAUUGUUUGCGUUGUUGCCCCGAGACGCCCGCCAAGAAAGCUUCAGCUGACGAGAAAACACUGACAAAAAUGGCAAGUAAACGGGCUGCAACAACAGAAUUGAAUCAUGAUAACUGGAACGAAGAGAAUGAACCAGAAGAUGCUGGUACAUUUGCGAAAGCAACAAGCGAAACACUUGAAAAGAGAAUUAUAAAGACAGCAAGACGUAAUCUUCCACCGAGGGAUGGCGCUAUGAAAAGCGCAUUUGGAACAUUUACAGGUUUCAAAACUACGCCAGCAACCAGUUCGUCUCCGUUUGGUUUUUUAGCUAAUAUAAGUGUUACUUCUACUAUGACUACUUCUGCUACAUCAACAACUACUGUAAAUACAAGCAGUAGAAAUAUCGCAAGCAAUGGUUCUAAAAUUCCCGAAAACGAUGCGAAAACGAAUCAAAUGGAAGACACAAUUAAAACACAAACACUGUCGAGUACCAGUUCAAGCAAAACAAUUUUGACCAAGCAAAAUGAAAAGACAAAGCGCCGUUCGUCAGAUUAUUAUGCGAAGUUAAAGGGUUUGAACGAGAGCGUCGCUACGUGGAUAAAAACUCAUGUAGAUGCAAAUCCAUUUUGUAUAUUAACACCUAUAUUUAAGGAUUAUGAGAAAUAUCUGAAGGAGAUUACAUCGAAAGAAGAGAGCAUCAAAAUACAAACACCGCAUCCUCCGCAACAUGUAACACAGGCUGCAGAAAAGGAUCAAAAGGAUACAAAUGACCAAAAGGAUACAAAAGAAAGUGCAGAAAAAAAACUUGAUACUUCCUCAUUUGGUACUUCAAAUGCGAAUACAAAAUCUGCUUCAACUACAGCAACAGAAUGGAAGCCUGAAAAGUCGAUAUUUUCCAAUAUUGCUGCAAAUACAAAAUCGAUAUUUGGUAAUACAGAACAGAAAACGGAAAGUCCUAAGUCUGUAUUCGGUAAUGCGGAUGUAACUCCUGAUAAAGGUAGAUCUAUUUUUGGAAACAUAGAGUCGAAUGUUGGUAAGAAUAUAUUUGGUAAUGCAAAUGUGGAAAGUAAUCCCUUUUUACACAAAUCCUCUGCCGUUACGGAAGGAGACAAGGCGGAUGAAGAAGAUACAACAUCCAAUACAAAGUCUGUUGCACCUACUUUUCCAAUUUCCACUUUUAGUUUUGGACAAAGUUCUACUACCAACAAUGUUACUGCUGGGUUUAGCUUUGGAAGUGCAAAGCCAUUUUCGUUUGCCCCUCAGGCAGUGAAACCACAAGAAUCGGAGGAUAAUACAGAUAAUGAAAAUAAAGAUGAAGAAGCUGAAGAACCACCAAAACCAGAUUUUAAACCGAUAACCGAAGAAGGUGCUGUUUAUGAACAACGAUGUAAAGUCUAUAUAAAGAAAAAUGACAACUAUAGUGAAAGAGGUGUUGGGACGUUAUAUUUGAAACCAACACCGAAUGGAAAGACGCAAUUGAUAGUACGUGCCGACACGGCUUUGGGUAACUUAUUACUCAAUACUUUAUUGACUCAAAGUAUUCCCAUCAAACGUAUGAACAAGAACACAAUAAUGUUAGUCUGUCUACCUAUGCCAGACUCUUCACCACCACCAGUCGCAAUGUUAUUAAGAGUAAAAACUAGUGAGGUCGGAGAUGAACUAUUUGAAACAUUGAAUAAACAUAAAAAAUAGAAAAUUAAAUAAAUAAAUGUGGAUCGAAAAAAAUGUUUUUUUGACGUUAUCAUGCUAACAAUGAAUUAUCCUAAUUCAUACAUAACAGAAAAUUUGUUUAUUAAUCAAUAAGAUUUGUUCAUCAACAUUGUUCAUCAUUCCAUAAAAUAAAAUUUGUAAAUGUAAAUUGUGCAUAAGAAAAAUAAUACUUGAACAUGAUAAUCGCCAAUAAUUGCAAGUAAACAAAGAGAUUUUAUGAUGAAAAAAUAUAUAUUGUUUCCAAUU